AUGGCCAGUAGAAACAGGAAGCCAGUUGAUGCUGAUGAGAUUAAGAGGCUGGGAAAGAGAUUUAAGAAACUCGACCUAGAUAACUCCGGCUCCCUGAGCGUGGAGGAGUUCAUGUCCUUACCCGAGCUCCAGCAGAAUCCGCUCGUGCAGCGAGUCAUCGACAUAUUCGACACCGACGGAAACGGGGAAGUCGACUUUCAAGAGUUCAUUGAAGGAGUUUCCCAGUUCAGUGUGAAAGGGGAUAAGGAACAGAAGUUACGCUUCGCCUUCAGGAUCUACGACAUGGACAAAGACGGCUUCAUUUCCAACGGCGAGCUCUUCCAGGUCCUGAAGAUGAUGGUGGGAAACAACCUGAAGGACACGCAGCUUCAGCAGAUCGUCGACAAAACCAUCAUCAACGCAGACAAAGACGGCGACGGCAGGAUAUCCUUCGAGGAGUUCUGCGCGGUGGUCGGUGGACUGGACAUCCAUAAGAAGAUGGUGGUCGACGUCUGACACCAUUCAUUUUUCCUCCUCCUCCGUUUACUGAAGAUCUGUCUGAAGACGUCGUCAAGCAAAAUGUGUUUCCUGUUUUCAAAGGAAGUAUUUUGUCUGUGAACCCCCACCCCA
Molecule: messenger RNA, 609 nt
Organism: Seriola dumerili (greater amberjack)
Lineage: Eukaryota; Metazoa; Chordata; Actinopteri; Carangiformes; Carangidae
Product: calcineurin subunit B type 1-like
Exons: 5
Coding region: 1-495 (164 amino acids)
Molecular function (GO): calcium-dependent protein serine/threonine phosphatase regulator activity; calcium ion binding
Source: RefSeq, a predicted model, not a curated record